Molecule: messenger RNA, 863 nt
Organism: Coffea arabica (coffee)
Lineage: Eukaryota; Viridiplantae; Streptophyta; Magnoliopsida; Gentianales; Rubiaceae
Biological process (GO): maturation of LSU-rRNA from tricistronic rRNA transcript (SSU-rRNA, 5.8S rRNA, LSU-rRNA); box C/D snoRNP assembly; snoRNA localization
Cellular component (GO): pre-snoRNP complex; nucleus
Source: RefSeq, a predicted model, not a curated record
AAGCCUUUCUCCCCGAGUCUCCAGUUGUCUUCCCUGCAAAAAUCAACCGGGAAAAGCUUACAGAAUGUACUUUUUUGCCCAUCAGAACCGAUCGGGAAGCAAAGCACUCUGAUAUUCGGAGACCGUUGAGGGGAAGUCUAUAGCCACAUAUAGCCAAAUGGGACCAAAAAUUUGUCAAGUGUGCGACGAUGCACAAUCAAAAUACAAGUGCCCAAGGUGUCUGGUUCCCUACUGUUCUUUGGUCUGUUUCAAGAAGCACAAAGAAAUUCCGUGUUCAAAGCCUGAAUCUUCUUCUCAAGCUCCCAAACGAGCUGUGCAUCUUGGGAAACCCUAUUAUGUUCAUGACCCAAGUGAAUCGCUGCAACAGGUUCAACUGGAGUCCAUAGCUUGUUCGAGUGAAAUUCGUGAUAUAUUGAAGGAUAAAGAGCUUCAAAAGCUGAUACUCAAUGUAGACGGUUCUGCAGAGGCUGAAAAAGAGCUAGGCAAAGCAAUGGAAGUGGAUGCAUUCCGCAUUUUUACUGAGAAGAUAUUGUCUAUAAUUGGUCCUAAAGUCUAAGCACUGAGCCACAAGCAACAAAGUGUUUGCUCUUUCAAUUGAAACGGUGGUAAACCUGCACUUGCAUUCAUGGCAGUGCCAUAACAAUUAUUUUCUGAUGAUACAUAUAGUCUAGUAAAUUUUGUAUUGGAUGCACUUACUACCUAUGUCCCUCGUUUGACAGAUGUGUGUACAAAAAACUCGCACGUAUCGAAGGCUGAUCUGUAAAUGCCAUUUUUGAACUCAACGACGGCCAUUAUUUGUAUUGCAUGCUAAAAUCUUGACUUCUGUAUUUUAGCCAAUUCUGUAGAUGUCAUCUGUGAACUCA